Guillardia theta CCMP2712 is the source of this 1278-nucleotide messenger RNA. RefSeq lists its product as hypothetical. The record is from RefSeq and is a predicted model, not a curated record. The transcript is spliced from 10 exons. Bases 1 to 1278 code for a protein of 425 amino acids. Gene Ontology annotation, molecular function: protein binding. NCBI's taxonomy places the organism in Eukaryota, Cryptophyceae, Pyrenomonadales, Geminigeraceae.
AUGGGGGUCCUGAAACAGAUCCAAAGGGUGGUCCAGCACAGGAAGCAACAUGGAAAAUGUGGAAUGAAGGAUUCGAUAGCAGCGCCAUGGUCGUCAUGGUCCUGUGCGAAGAUCCUAUGCAUCCUGCUCGUGCUGAGUCUGAUGAUGCAACCGAUACACGGAAGCCUGUAUCAUCGGCAGAGGGGAUUGAGCACGAGGAGGAAGAUUAUUUCACCGCGAGCCAUUGGGGAGGAGCAGCUGCUCGUCAUAUCUGAGGGGGUCCAGGAGCAGACGCGCGAUCCGAGCCUCUACAAGCUUCGUCGAUCUGUGUUCUACCGCACUGCAGCUCUGCUUCCUGAGGAGGUGGACCUGAGACAGCUCAUGAGUCUCGAUGAGUCGCGAAUGUCUGCAAAGAACCUCAAGAAGCUGUUGGAGCAGGAAAGCAGGUUCUUCCUCCUCCCCCUCGAAACUCAUACAUUCCCCCAGGCUCUGCAGGAGGGGAGGAAUCCUGUGCAAGCUGAGCUCGUUGGGAUCAAGAGAGACUUAAUCAAACUUGAAAACUUCACGCCGCUGGACGGAUGUCGGGUCCAAGAGGAGGGGAAGCAUAGCGCGAAGGAGAAAGAGAGAGCCCUCGCAGAGGUCGAUGAGCGGCUGCCAUCCCUGCCGCUGAACGUAGAGACGCUGAUGGGAGAUCUUGAUAUUGCCAUGGAAGCGGCUCCACGGGGAAAGGAGGAGGCGAUAGAAUGCCUGAACCUCCUCCACAGCUUUUUCACGCUAAAGUUGCAGUGGAACAUAUCAGAUCACCACCACUCCCAGAUCCUGACGAGGCAGAACGACGCGGCCAACGAGAAGUUGUGGGAGGCUGCGUCUGCAGGAGACAUGGAACUACUGAAGGAGGCCUUGAAGGAAGGGGCGGAUGUGAACGCGAAGAGGGACAGCCAGCUCUUCUGUACCUCCAUGCACUUGGCAGCCGCUGGUGGACAUACUGACGUUAUCGCGCACUUGGCUGAGAGCGGUGCCGUCAUUGACAUGCCCAACUGCCUUGGCUCUACUCCACUCCACUGGGCGGCAGCGUGUGAUCGGGAGGAGGCGUGUCAAACGCUCUUGAACCUCGGCUCGAACGCUCGAGUCAUUAACUGGCAUGGGUUGACCCCGGCCGAUCGCGCCAAGGCGGCUGGGAGCAGGAGGACGUCCUGGUUGCUGAGGAGGGCACAUGGAGGAGGAGCUAGAUGGUCGAUCAGCGCGGGGGAGCCAAGGGAUACUCCUGAUAUGCGUUUGUUUGAAGGCAAUCAGGGAUGA